Molecule: messenger RNA, 3243 nt
Organism: Ahaetulla prasina
Lineage: Eukaryota; Metazoa; Chordata; Lepidosauria; Squamata; Colubridae
Gene: METTL16
Product: methyltransferase 16, RNA N6-adenosine
Exons: 10
Coding region: 156-1835 (559 amino acids)
Biological process (GO): rRNA base methylation
Cellular component (GO): nucleus
Molecular function (GO): 23S rRNA (adenine(1618)-N(6))-methyltransferase activity
Source: RefSeq, a predicted model, not a curated record
GCUCUAACCAUAGAGGUGUCGACGUCUAGAGCGGCCCUGCAGGACUUCCUUUAAGAAGCAAAUGCAGUCACUCGUUUGCACUUCCGGUGUGCGCGAGGAGGGCGGAUCCGCGGAUUGCGCCAAAGAGACUUGAACGGUAUUGGCCGGCCCUCCGGAUGGCCCUCAACAAAUCUAUGCAUGAGAGGAAUAGGUACAAGAACAAACCUCCCGACUUCGGUUUUCUGGCAUCCAAGUAUCCAGAAUUUAAGCAGCACGUGCAAAUUAACUUGUCAGGAAGAGUGAGUGUAAAUUUCAAGGAUCCACAAGCAGUGAGAGCCCUGACAUGUACGUUGCUGAAAGAAGAUUUUGGACUUCAGAUUGAUAUACCAUUAGAAAGGCUUAUUCCAACUGUUCCCUUGAGACUUAACUAUAUCCACUGGGUUGAAGAUCUAAUUGCUCAGCAAGAUACUGCUACUAAAGGUUCUGUUACAUGGGGAAUAGACAUAGGUACUGGUGCAUCCUGUAUUUACCCAUUACUUGGUGCAACUUUGAAUGGAUGGUAUUUUAUUGCAACAGAAGUCGAUGAUGUGUGUUUCAGCUAUGCCAAGAAAAAUGUAGAGCAAAAUAACUUAUCUGAUCUUAUAAAAGUGGUUAAAGUACCACAAAAAACACUACUCCUGGAUGCCUUAGAAGAAGAGUCUGAAGUUAUUUAUGACUUCUGUAUGUGCAACCCUCCAUUUUUUGCCAACCAACUAGAAGCAAAGGGAGUAAAUUCUCGUAAUCCUAGAAGGCCACCUCCUAGUUCAGUCAAUACAGGAGGCAUAACUGAGAUCAUGGCUGAAGGAGGAGAGCUAGAAUUUGUCAAGAGAAUCAUUCAUGAUAGCUUGCAACUUAAAAAAAGAUUACGGUGGUAUAGUUGUAUGUUGGGAAAGAAAUGCAGUUUAGCACCAUUGAAAGAAGAACUACGAAUCCAUGGAGUUCCUAAAGUCACCCAUACUGAAUUCUGCCAAGGUCGUACGAUGCGAUGGGCCCUGGCUUGGAGCUUCUAUGAAAAUGUCAAAGUUCCAUCACCUCCUUCUAAGAAAAGGAAACUAGAAAAACCUCGGAAACCAAUCACAUUUCUCGUCUUGGCAUCUACAGCCAAAGAGUUAGGUAUGAAAGCGUCAUCUGUAGGAAUCAAUGCUGUUGAAGGAUUAGAAGUUGUUGCAGCAUGGAUUAGAAAACUACUCACUGACCUGAAGGUUCAUCAUAAAACACUUCCGUGUGGAAAAGAUGAGGUCAGCUUGUUUCUAACAGCUGUGGAAAAUUCCUGGAUUCAUUUAAGGAGAAAAAAGAGGGACAGAGUCAGACAACUGCGUGAACUCCCUCGAGCAUCUGAAGAUUUCCUGCAAUCAGCAGAAGAAAAGAAUCAGAAAACAUCCUGUAACAUCUCUGAGUGUGAAGAAAAUGCAAAUGGGUCUACUGAAAAAUCAUCUGAGGUACUUUGUCUUGAUGUUGAGUCAUCAGAGGGUAAUGGACUUGAUAAUGUAUCUGCAAGUCAGGAGAAAAAUAUCCAGGGAUCCACUGAGGAAAGCAACAGCACAGAGAAACCAUCCUUUACUUCAGAAUCCAAAGAUAUUUCCAGUAAUCAAAAUGAAGGGACCAAUACUUUUUCUUAUGAAAGCCUGCCUCUUGAACUUGGACAGAAUGAUCACACUUCAGGGGAAUGGUUCCUUUUCAAAUGUGUGUUAAUUGUGAAGAAAGAAGGUCCUGAUAUUUUAAUAGAAAUGCACUGGAUUAAUGGACAGAACAGAGACUUAAUGAAUCAACUGUGCACUUACCUAAAGAAUCAGAUGUUUCGUUUGAUCACAAUUUAAAGACAUAUGGAUGUAUGGAAGAAUUAUCCUUAUUUUUGUAAUCUUGCUUUUGUAUUUAAUACCCUGUUUCCCCGAAAAUAAGCUCUAGCAUGUUUUACAUGUACGCCUAAUAUAAACCCUACCCCCAAAAUAAGCCUUACUUAAGAACCGGUGCAGCUGCCAAUUCCUUCUAGUUGCUCAUGGUGUGAUGGCCACAAGGUAAGAUGGGGUGGUCGAGCUGCCCCAUGUGCCCUGCACCAACUUAUCUCAGGGCCCCCGCAGCCAGAUCAUCCAUGCCCUAACACCUGCCUUGCAGCAGCAGCAACCACCAUGUUGUUGUGGCUUGCCACCAGCCCCUCCAUCAGAUGAGGAAGAGGCAUGGGAGUCAGGGCCAGUGUCAAGGCAAUCUGAGAGCUCCAAGGGGAAAGAGGGAAUAGAGCUGUCAGAGAUAGAGGCAGAGGCAGAGCCUGGGCCAUCCAUCAGCCCUCAGAUGGAGAGGCCACAGCCCCCAGGUCUAGAGGUAGCUGAUGAGGAAGAGGAAAAGCUGGGUUCAGUGCCUGAUACGUGGAUGCGCAGAGGAGAAGAGAGCAGCAAGAAUCAAUGGGCAGAUCCUUGGGACAGAAGAGCCACUGCUGCUAGAUAAGCCCCACCCUGGCUCUGGGGAUAAAAGGCAGGGGGUGGAGAUGAAUAGGUGUGGCAUUCAUCUCCCUUGGUCAACCACUGACUUUUGAAUCGGUGGUGCUGAGAUACAGGCUUGCCUUCUGAGUGUCGCUCUCUCUUGCUCUCUCUCUCGCUGCUGCUGCUGCUAAAAAGCUAGCACACCUUCCAGGACUUCAUGUGUGAGCAUGAAGAGAGAGAGAGAGACAGACUCCUGGUGUGUGGGACCAUUUCAGGAGGAAAGGGAGCGAGCUCCGCUUUCCACAGGCAUUGAAAGACUUGUUAGCCUGUAUCUCCAUUUCUCCUACUUUGCGGCAGCGGCACUAACACACCACAUGACCUCCUGUCCCACUGCGAGCAAGCAGAAGUGGGCCUCCUGUACAUGGGGGAAAAAAUAAGACACCCCCUGAAAAUAAGUCCUUGUGCUUAUUUUGGGACAAAAGAAAAUAAGACCAGGUCUUAUUUUGGGGGAAACAUGGGUAGCAUUCACAAUAGCACCUCUUAAAGGUAAAGGUUCUAAAAACUUCUGAAAUUUGAGGCAUUUAUGAUUAGCUAAAACAAAAAAUGAAUUUUGCUUACUUUCUACUGGAAUAAUUCAGAUUUAUGUUAUAACUGUAUUUUUCUUACUGAUUUCAGUGACUCAUAAAUGUAACUAGUUCAAUUGGAAUCAUUUUCCCUGUAAUCAUCACCUUUGUCUAAUGGAAUUAGUAUUUUUUGUUUCAGCUUACACAUUGAAAGAGCAGCACUGUAAUAUUAAAAAAUGUAAAAAAUU